This is a messenger RNA of Mastomys coucha (southern multimammate mouse), 905 nucleotides long. RefSeq lists its product as uncharacterized. The transcript has 4 exons. Lineage: Eukaryota; Metazoa; Chordata; Mammalia; Rodentia; Muridae. The coding region runs from base 188 to 769 and encodes 193 amino acids. The record is from RefSeq and is a predicted model, not a curated record.
AAGGAGAUUUCUCGACCCUAUUAAGUGCUAGGGAAUUGAGUCAAGCAUGCUUAAAACGUUACAGCAAGCUGAAACCAUCUUCUGAAAACGCUGAAGGCAAAUAAAACAGAACUUAUCGAGUACGCGACCGGACAGGGCCAACCAGCCAGACUUCCGCCGGACUGAAUGGCAAUCAAUCCGAUUCACCAUGGACUUCCUCACUGCGGAUCACAAGGGAAGCUGCGUCCACCUCAGAACACGCGGAAAAGAAAGUCGCCCCUGGGGCCCUUCUCCGACCUCAGGCGGCCGAGACAGCCCGCAGCUAAGCUCUGGAGCUUGCAUACAGGAAGUAGCUACCUUAGGGCCGUCGCAGGCCGGCGGGCGACGCGGCUCCCUCCGGGACGCGACCCGGGAGUCCGCUCAGACCCCCACGCAGGCAGCUCGCUCCUGCGUGCACACAGCCACCGUCUCCGGCGACGUCCCGCGGGAAGUUCGUGCAUCCGGGACUGCAGUGAGCGCCGCCUCCUCCAUGGGAGAGCCGAGAGGAGCCUACCUCGGACAGCCUUCGGCCGCACGGCGGCCAGCACCAGAGGAGCCGCCGAGAACCUGCCGAGAAACCUGGACGCAGAUUAGUGACAAGCCUAGAGACCAGCUUCGAAAAGUUCAACACAGCACUGACCAAGAACUGGGCCAUGAGGAACAAAGGAAAAGGAUCUGUGACUGCAGAUUUUCCCCCAGAGCACUGACUUGGGAAUUUUUAUCUUCUUUUGCACUUCCAAGUGAAUUGUGAAAAACUGAAUUUGUAAAAUAAACAAAAGCAUGAAACCUACUGAAGCAAUCUGUAACCAGAUGUAAAUCCGGGUGACCUGGUUGUUCCAAACCUUAAGAGAACUAUUAAUGCUAUAAAUUUUGCUUUACACCUAAAA